CCAUUCAGAAGCCAUUUUGGCCGCGGUUCAGUAUUUCCCCAUGUCAGCGCUCCAGCCUGGGGGGACUGAGAGAAGCAGGAACCGGGUUUUGGCUCAGGCUGCGGUUUAAACGCGCUGUUCGGCUGCUCUGGAGCUGCUAUAUGAUAUGAAAUGCUGCGGCUGGGCGUAUCAGGGCCGGAUUCUGAGCGGGCUGGCUGAGCUCGAGCGGUGUUGCUGCUGCUGGUGGUGGUGAACUCGCCGUUGCUGAGGGUCGUUUGGUGGCGUUCCCAUGUGCUGCGACUCUUUGUGUUUUUCUUCGUAAAUGCUUUCCUUUGGAGAAGAGCUGAAAGAAAGGCAGAGCGCGGCUCGGCUCUCCCCCGCUGAAGGACUAUGUUCGCUCGCUGGCUGACCCUCGCACUGAUCCGGGGCAGUUUACUGGCAGGUCCUGGGCAAGCAGAGGUGGGCACCAGGGAGUGUGUGUAUUAUAAUGAUAACUGGCGGGCAGAGAGGACCAAUCAGAGCGGCUAUGAGAGGUGUGAGGGAGAGAAGGAUAAGCGGCAGCACUGCUACGCCUCCUGGCUCAACUCCUCCGGCACCAUCCACCUGGUCAAGAAGGGCUGUUGGCUCGAUGACUUCAAUUGUUACGACAGGCAGGAGUGUAUUGCCACAGAGGAAAGCCCACAGGUCUUUUUCUGCUGCUGUGAGGGAAACUACUGCAAUGAGAGAUUCACACACCUACCUGAGAAUAUCGCUCCUGCAGUAAAAAUCCAGCCUCCGCCAACAGGUCCGUCUCUCUUGGGGGUGCUUGUGUAUUCUCUCCUCCCGCUAGUCAUUCUCUCUUUAGCCAUGGUGCUGGCCUGCUGGACUUACCACCAGCGCAAACCGCCCUACGGCCAGGUGGACAUCAGCCAGGAUGUGGGUGUUGUACCUCCCUCUCCUCUGGUGGGUCUGAAGCCUCUGCAGUUGCUGGAGCUGAAAGCCAGGGGGCGCUUUGGGUGCGUGUGGAAAGCCCAGCUACUAAGUGAAUAUGUGGCAGUCAAGAUCUUCCCCAUUCAGGAUAAGCAGUCAUGGCAGAAUGAGAGAGACAUUUACCUGACAGAAGGACUGAGGCAUGAGAACCUGCUCCACUACAUCUCAGCCGAGAAGCGAGGAACCAACCUGCAGAUGGAGCUCUGGCUUAUUACUGAGUUCCAUGAGAGGGGCUCCCUUACGGAUUACCUGAAGGGGAAUGUAGUGAGCUGGGCAGAGUUGUGCCACAUUGCUGAGAGCAUGGCCAGAGGUUUGGCCUACUUACAUGAGGAUCUGUCCUACAGACUGGAGGGACCUAAACCUGCUAUUGCACACAGGGACUUUAAAAGUAAGAAUGUGCUGCUCAGGACAGAUUUGACUGCUAUAAUUGCAGACUUUGGUCUGGCUGUGCGCUUUGAACCCGGGAAACCACCAGGAGAUACACAUGGCCAGGUUGGAACAAGGCGCUACAUGGCUCCAGAGGUGCUAGAGGGGGCCAUUAACUUCCACAGAGAUGCAUUCCUAAGGAUAGAUAUGUAUGCUCUGGGCCUUGUGGUUUGGGAGCUACUGUCCCGAUGCACAGCUGUUGAUGGGCCUGUGGGUGAGUACCAGCUUCCUUUUGAAGAGGAGAUUGGCCAGCACCCAUCUCUUGAGGACCUGCAGGAUGUGGUGGUCCAUAAGAAGAUGAGGCCCAUCUUGAAGGAUUGCUGGUUUAAACAUCCGGGUUUGGCUCAGCUCUGCGAGACGGUGGAGGAGUGCUGGGACCAUGAUGCCGAGGCUCGUCUGUCCGCAGGAUGUGUGGAGGAGCGAAUUGCAACCAUCUCCAGGGCAAACACCACUACCACUACCACCACCAUCAACACUUCUACCUCCGAGUGCCUGGUCUCAAUGGUAACCUCAGACAGUGACUCAGAACUGCCACCCAAAGAGUCCAGCACUUGACUCUCAGCCACUGAGCCAGGAACCGGACCACUGCACCAUGGUUCUGAUACUUUCUGUAAUGUCUGGAUGGCUCUUCAAACCUCUCCAGUAAUAAUAAUAAUGAUGCUGAUGAUGAUAAUGUGAACUCUGCUGCUGUUCUGAUCUUCAUGGAUUUUUGGUUUUUAUGGACAUGAUCAGUUUUACCAGCCUCACACUACCCGUCUACUGUAUUCCUCAAUCUGGAAAGCACAAAAAAACACACAACAGGAAAGCUGACACCUCAAAAGGGCAUUCAGGUGACCACUUCAGAGUGCUGUAGCAUUAGCACACGUUACCUCAUCUGUUGUAGGUUUUUUUUUUCAUCUUUGAGGAUUUUACUUAUUUGUUUUAUUCUAACUUUAUCUGCCUUCACUCCACAAAUACCUCCAUCCAAGAGACUCCGCCUGUGAAAACCAACCACAUUCCUCACCCGUCUUGUAUACGCGGCGAUGUUGGAUCAGCCAGCCAGUCAGUGACUUGGAGAAAAUGGAGGGGAAGCUAAUGACUGUUACACGAAAACUGACCUUCCUGAUCUUUAAAAGGGGGCAAGAGAGAGCAGGAGCUUACCUCUCUUUUUACUCAGUGAUCUUUUUCUAGUUUUGUUUGUUUGUCUGUGUUUUGUGAGCGUCAGAGGUGUUCAACGAAAAGAGUGGAAUUUCUGAGAUGGUCGGCAUUUGUCUGAAACACUGGAAUUGUAAGGCAGCGGGACUGUUUGUUUUUUUUUUGUUUGUUUUUUUUUUUGGAUUCUCUUCAGUGUUAGAGCAUCAACAGCUAAAGUUUUAACUUUUUUUAGCUCAUCAUCUAAUACCUCUGAAUUUCUGAAAUUUAUAAGCCUGAAUUCAACCAUUCAGCUAUUAAAAUUUUAUGUUGUAAAACAACUGUAUGGCUUUGCCAAUGUAGGAUUCCCUGGUCUACUGUUAAAUUGAACAGAGAUGGAGCAUCUACAGGUUUCUUUUCUGAGGUGUUUGUGGCACAGAGGUAAAUUCUGUUGUGUUUUAAUGAUGGAGGGUACACUCUUGUUUAUAUUACAUUUAAAAAUUAAGGGUAUUUAGAUGGUUCCUUGAAGGAUGUGCUAAAACUUAAGUCUGGAAUUUGGACCCAGACUGAGAACUGGAUUCAUGGUACAGAUUGGAUUUUCUUUGCUAUAGAAGAACCAAUUUUGGGUUCGUAGAGAGACAUGUUUUUUUUAAACGUUGCCCUUUUUGGCCAAGGGUUGACACUAUAGUAUUCAGUUUGCUGAAUUUCCCGCUCUAACAGACCUAAUUAAAACUGGCCAUUAACAGGUUGUUAAUGGAUGGAAUUAAGUGUGUUCAGUAAAAGCACAAAACUGUGCAGAAAUUUAGCCUUACAGGCAAAUUUGGUUUGUAUUUGUAUGGCUUGUUGUGCUAACAAGGUUGACGUCAGUAACUAACCUCUUUUUGGACCUCCACACUUCCAUCACUCUGGAUUUGACAUAGUUGCUGAUUGUCAUGUUGUAAGUUAUGCAAAAGAGAAGUUAAAAUCCAAGCCAGAGUACAAAUCAGAUUUUUUUUUUUUUGUUUUGUUUGUUUUUUAUACCACUUUUAAAAUGCGACUGGAAUCUGUCUGAAUCAAUCUGAAUACAGUCUAGAUAUGCCAAAAAUUGGAUUUGGGCUGUCAGUCUGAACAUAGCCUAAUUUGGAUGUUGUGAGGAGCCUUCCAUUGAUUUAUUGAUUCCAAUUUAAAGCUUCCUCCUCACAAACGCAUUAUAAACAAUUUUCUAAUAUAUUUUUCUUUAUGGAUCCAUUAAAUGGUUCUUCUAUGGCAUCGCUCAAAGGACCAUCUGAAGAACCUUUAUAUUUUAAGUGUGUAGAUCUGUGUGCCCACAUAUUUAGCCCAAUAUGGCAGGUCCUCUCAGAGCAUACAGGAAUACAGGAAAAGGUCUGGCGUGUUUUGUGGGUCAGGUGCUAUUUAUAUAAUGAGCAAUAGCAUUGACACAUCAGGAUUAAUGAGGGUGCUUUUGGUUGUGAUCUGUUACACUACUCAGGUAAAUGCUGGUGUGUGUGUGUGUUUGUGUGUGUAUGUAUGUAUGUAUGUAUGUAUGUAACAAUAGCUGUUAACCUCACAAGUGUCUCGUGAGUAUAGCUAGCUUUUAAUCUCACAGCUCUUAGCAAUAGACCUCAGCAGUAGAAAUCUUCUCUGAAUGCUCAGAUUUCAUGUCUGUGUCGUAUGCAAUGACUCAAUGCCAUUUAGCAAAGACUGAAUGUCCAUCGAGCUGCUGUGUACUCAGUGAAGGCACUCUGUGCUUUAUUUUAACUCGCUGUUCCUUCAAAUUGAACUAGUUGUAGGAAAGGUGGAAGGUGUAUUGAAACGAGUGGUUCUCAUACUGGUCCCCAUGGCCAUCUAGACUUGGGGUUGGCUGCAGGCUUUGGAGUCCAGUACAGUUCGCUGAUUUCCAUGCUCCCACAGAUCUACUAAACCUGGCAGUUACUGGUUCAGUUGUAUCAGGUGUGCUUGGGCAUGAAAAGCCAGAAAACUGUGCAGGAAUCCAGCCAUCCAGAGCCGGAAUUGUCCACCCCUGCUUUAGAAAGUUCACACUUUUGCCCUGUACCUUUUGUUUUUGGGGUUUGGAUCAAGCAAAAAUGUGUAUAAUUGUAGAUGAUCUAGGCUGUGAGGACUGAAUUUGAGAAGCCCUGGAUUAAGAUCAGGUUAAAUCACUAUGAAUUGAGCAGUGUUGAGUGAUAAUUGAUUGUUUGAUUGAACAUGUUCCGCCCACAAAUGCUGUUUUAUUUCGAAACCUUUGAUGUACGUUUUUGCAAAAGUUUAGUUUUACAUUUG
Molecule: messenger RNA, 4743 nt
Organism: Astyanax mexicanus (Mexican tetra)
Lineage: Eukaryota; Metazoa; Chordata; Actinopteri; Characiformes; Acestrorhamphidae
Product: activin receptor type-2B
Exons: 11
Coding region: 370-1929 (519 amino acids)
Biological process (GO): cellular response to growth factor stimulus; protein phosphorylation; activin receptor signaling pathway
Cellular component (GO): plasma membrane; activin receptor complex
Molecular function (GO): activin receptor activity; ATP binding; activin binding
Source: RefSeq, a predicted model, not a curated record